AUGGUUAACAAACGAAAGAGGGUGUUGGAGGACUUCGACCCCAACAAGUCUGACUCCGAGGACGAGAACUUCGACCCGUCAGAGGCUCGAGCACCAAAAAGUUCCAAGAAAGCUAGACCGUCUCGCGGCGCUCGCUCCGGUGCCGUUCGCAGGAGAGGUCACAAAUAUCAAGGCUCCGAUAUUGACGAGGAUGACGAAGUUCUGUCCGACAGCCUUGGCGAGGACUCAUUUGUCGAAGAAGACUCGGAAGACCAAGAUGCACCUGUGAACGCCGCUGGCCGUCGAACGAGAAAGGCUGCCAGGACUCAUCACAAUUACCGAGAGAGCAGUGCUGAUGAGGAGGCGGAGGCCGUGGUGAGCGACUCGGAUGACGCAGGCCAGGAUGGCCAAGGCCUGGAUGAGCCUGCAGCGAGAAGGCUUGUAAGGCUCAAGGUCCCCGGUGGUUCUUCUGCAGGGGUUAAACGGAAAGCGACAAGAGCCAACACUGCCGAUGCGGAAGACUUUGUCGAGUUGUCCAACUCGGGUAGGCACGCAGUGCUAUCUCGCGACUCGCGUAGCCGUAGCCCCGAGGCGUAUUCCCGAAAACGACGAUCUUCUCGCGCUGUGAAAGGAUUGCAUGCAGCCCCCGAGACCAUUGACGAGGCGACUCUAGAAAGCGGUAGUCGCGCUGCUGACGAUGCAGACGAACCGGAUGAGUUGUCUCACGACUACAAGCUUGCCGAGAAAAAGGACGAUGAGGACGCUGACAUGGCGGAUACGACCGCCGUUCCUGUGCAUGAUGCAGCUGAACCCGAGAAGGAAGCUAAAGUCGUCGCUGAAACUGCUGCAGAUGCAGUCGAGGACGACGAAGACGACGAUGUCCCCGUUACGCGCAGGACUCGUGCUUCACGAGCCGCUGCCAAUGCUGCCGGUGCACCGAAUGAAGACAAGGUGGAACGCACAGGUGACAUCAAUCCAAAUGCCCGGCGUCUCACGCGAGGCCGCUCCAAAAAAUCUACUCCAGAGCCUAGUAGCGACUUUGAGCCUGGUGAUGACUCGGAGGAGGAGGCCAUGUCAGAAACAAAAGGCGAGGAUAUUGAGAGUCCCACGCCAAGAGGAAGAAAAGAAAGACGAAGUGCACGCAACUCUCGCCACGGCGGCAACUCGGGCGACGAAGAACUCGACGUUGACUUGGAUGAGCUGAAUGAGGAGGCCCGUGAACUCCGGCAAUCAUCAAGGAGACCUCGCCGACGAGCAAGAGACGAGUCACCGCCCAUUGUUUACCAGGAAUCUCGUCGUGCUCGGACCAGAGUGAACUAUUACAUGCCGCCCUUGACCGCAGCUAACAUCGAGGAAGAGGAAGCUGAGGACCCGGCCCCUACUCCAGCUCGACGACGCCGCGGAGGCGCUAGUAUAGGAUGGGAGAGGAACCUCAACACCACGUUUGGUCCCUUCGGAGGCGGUGGCGGUGGCGGUUCGCUUCUCAACGGGCCGUGGGGUACCGGCGCAGCUGGCGGCGUUGAUUCCGACAGCAGCGAUGAUGAGAUGGUUCACCGUUCUAGUGUUGCUGUGAAUGUUGGCAUGACCCCAACAUCUGGUGCUCCGGCCGGAGGGUUGCUUCCCGGUGGCCCCGGGCUGAACACCGAAGCAACGCCUAAUGUUGGUAAAAUAAAGGAUAGAAAGGCUCUUGCAGAUGCAGACCCCCUGGGCGUCGACAUGAAUGUUGAUUUCAGCAAGGUUGGGGGUCUGCAAGGUCACAUUGACCAGCUCAAGGAGAUGGUUCAGCUUCCUUUGCUGUAUCCUGAGCUAUUUGCCAAGUUCCACGUCACACCACCUCGCGGUGUCCUCUUCCAUGGUCCUCCAGGUACCGGUAAAACGUUACUGGCCCGUGCUUUGGCCAACUCGGUCGGCUCUGGGGGUCGAAAAAUCUCGUUUUAUAUGCGCAAGGGUGCCGAUGCCCUCAGCAAGUGGGUUGGUGAGGCAGAAAAGCAGCUGCGGCUGUUGUUCGAGGAAGCCAGAAAGACUCAGCCUAGUAUCAUCUUCUUUGAUGAGAUUGAUGGGUUAGCUCCUGUUCGAUCCAGCAAGCAGGAGCAAAUACAUGCCUCCAUUGUGUCAACUCUGUUGGCUUUGAUGGAUGGUAUGGACGGCCGUGGUCAAGUCAUCGUCAUUGGUGCCACCAACAGGCCUGAUAAUAUUGACCCUGCCCUUCGACGCCCCGGCCGAUUCGAUAGAGAAUUCUACUUCCCUCUGCCGGAUAUUGAGGGCCGUAGGUCCAUUCUUGAUAUUCACACCCAAGACUGGGGCCUAUCUGAUUUAUUCAUGGCUUCCCUUGCCGAAAAGACGAAGGGUUAUGGCGGUGCUGACCUUCGAGCUCUGUGCACGGAGGCAGCGCUCAAUUCCAUCCAACGAACGUAUCCUCAGAUAUACUCCUCCACGGAAAAGCUCGUCGUGGAUCCGGCCAAAAUCAGUAUUCACGCCUCGGAUUUCAUGCUAUCCAUCAAGAAACUCAUUCCUUCAUCUGAGCGUUCGGCUACAUCCGGCGCGAAGCCUUUGCCCAAGGCUGUGGAACCGCUUUUGCGAGCUCAGUUCGGCGAAGCAAAGCGGUUGUUGGAUGAAUUGCUGCCCAGGAAGAAGAAGACUACGGCUCUUGAAGAGGCCAUGUACGAACAAUACAAUGACAAAGACCAUGGCUUUGCACGAGAAGCUAUGCAUCAGGAAUUUGAGCGGUCUCGAGUGUUCCGGCCUCGAUUUCUCAUCUAUGGUCCUCAUGGAAUGGGCCAGGCGUACAUUGCUUCCGCCGUCUUGCAUUACUUUGAAGGCGUUCAUGUACAGAAUUUUGAUCUGCCAGCGCUUCUCGCUGACGGGAGGUCUAUGGAACAAGUCAUUGUCGGCCUCUUCACCGAAGUCCGUCGCCACAAGCCCAGUGUCGUAUACAUUCCCAAUGUUGAUGCCUUCUACGCGGCUUUGCAUGGCACCAUUGCGUACAUGACCUUCAAGACCAUGUUGAGGUCUAUUCCACCAACAGACCCCGUGCUCUUACUCGCUACGGCUGAAUGCGCUAAAGAUGAGCUACCUCCUCAGUUGAUGCAGGAUCUUUUUGGAAUCUCGCGCAGGAACAGAAUGGAAAUUCCACGACCAGAGAGGAACAAUCGAAUGGAAUACUUCAGUGCGACACUCGCGUACAUCAAGAAGAAACCGGCCGAGUUCCCUGAUCCCGAGAACCGGAAGAAGAGAGUUCUCGAGGAACUUCCCGUUGCGCCUCCUGUCGCAGAAAAGCCGCCAACGAAGGAGCAAGUGAAGGCUCUGAAGAGAAGAGACCAUCAGUGGCUCAAUGCCCUCAAGAUCCAGCUCCAGCCUAUCAUGGACCAGAUCAAUCGAAAGUACAAGAAGUUCAGACAACCCGUCAUUCCUCAGAGUCACAUUGACUACCUCUUCGCCGAGUCUGAUCCCGACUUUGUUCGACCAGAUCUAGCAGGAGGAGCCGUUCGGCCUUAUGAGAUUGUCAAAGACAAGCACGGCAAUGAAGUACUACGAGACACUGCCACCGGCAAGUGCUAUUACAAUUUGGAGACGACUACGAUUGAGGAACGGCUGUCGAAUGGAUUUUACGCGCGGCCACAGGACUUUUUGUUUGACAUCAAGGCGCUUGCCAAAGAUGCCAGGAACAGUGGCGACAAGGAACGGACGCUCAAAGCCAAUGAGCUAUUGAGCAACGUAGAAGUUGACAUCGCUAGUAUCGAAGCCAACAAUGCGGCAGUCGAUUGGGAGGGCUUGCACCGACGCCAAGUUCAGCGGGCGGCCGAAGCAGCGGAGAAGGAAAGGAAACGCAAGGCUAUGCAAUCAAUCCUGGAACGCGUGCAAUCUGACCUCGGCGGAGGCAAUGAUAGCGACUCGCAAGGACCGCUCACGUUGGGCGAGACAGUUCCUGGAUCUCGCACAACCGCCCGGUUCCAGCUCCGAAGCCCGCUGUCUAAUGGUCAAGAAGAGACUGCUGGGCAAGAUCAAAAUCGAUCGAGUAACGGCACGGACGGGCUGUCGAGGGAGCGUGAUGUCCACAUGGGCGGAGUAGAUGGUUUUAGUCAACAGGCAACCCAAGCAUCAGUUAUGGGACCACCGGCAAGUUGCGAGAACGAGUCUACCAAGGUGACGGGAAUGACACAGAUUUCGCAAAGGUCGGCAGUUACAGCUCUACCACCCGGGGUGUCGCCUUCGGCUGUGCUAAACGAUGCCUCGACCACCAAGACAUCUGAUCCGUCGACACAUCGGUCUUCCAACCUUAGCACUCAGCUCACCAAUGGCAACCACGGCGCGCAGCAGAGCAGCGGCGGAGGCGAGCAAGACGCGGAAUUGCUAGACACGCUUCUGUUGCCGAGCCAGGCAACACCUAGCGACGAAGCUUGGCAUUACCCGCACGCACACGGUCUCGCACGGGGUCAAAGAGCACCCGGGACUACUAAUGUGACGGGUAGUCAAGUAUCAACUCCGUCCCAGGCUCGCCGCUCCAGUGGUCAACCUGGCGAUGCAUUAGCCCAGCCAUCUCAGGAACAGCAGUCGCAAGAAGUCGCGGGACUGCGUUACACGGGCUCGUCCGCUUCGCAACCACCAGAAGUUGAAAGCUCAAUCGACAACUUGCUGCAUGUUUUGACUGACGGCACAUCGGGCUGCACGAUUGAGCAACUGGAGCAAAUCAACCGAGAACUAAUGGACGAAAUUUGGAAAUCCAGACACGAGUGGAACCGCCAUGCUGUUGUUGUGCACCUGGGUGGGGUGUUUAACGAUGUGAUAUCAGACAUCGAGCAAACCCAAGGUCUAGGGUCUUUGAGUCAGCGCGAAAGUAAUUUGGAAGUAUAA
Molecule: messenger RNA, 4830 nt
Organism: Metarhizium album ARSEF 1941
Lineage: Eukaryota; Fungi; Ascomycota; Sordariomycetes; Hypocreales; Clavicipitaceae
Product: ATPase, AAA-type, core
Exons: 3
Coding region: 1-4830 (1609 amino acids)
Biological process (GO): positive regulation of transcription by RNA polymerase II
Cellular component (GO): nucleus
Molecular function (GO): histone binding; ATP hydrolysis activity; ATP binding
Source: RefSeq, a predicted model, not a curated record